ACGGGUAAAAGAAGCCAGACGACAACAAGAAGCACACGCGACAUCACAGACAGCGGGAAGCUUGUCUCAUUGUGAUAAAAGAUUGACUGAAGCUCUACCAUGCCUGUGGCCUCCACCAGGACAGAGCCUGUGCCCCAGGUGUUGGACGCAAUGAGCGACAGCACCAACAGCUCCACCACGGCCAAUGACCUGGACCUCAUCUACCUCAAAGGCAUCAUGGAGAGCCCUCUGGAGCAAGAGGAGAGCCUGAAGGAGCCACGUCCGUCACCAGUGAGGGAGAACAAUGUGGAGCUCCUGCAGGAGAUCCUCAGAGACCUGGACCCCUUCACACAUCACUCUGACACUGCAGCUGAGCUCACCCGCAUUCUCACACAGCCACACUUCCAGUCUCUACUGGAGACUCAUGAUUCAGUGGCGUCCCAGGCAUGUGAUAGCCCACCUCCCAGCCCAUGUGAUUUUGUGGAUCAUGAGCAGGAGGACAGCCACACAAACAACCUGCACCUGCCACCUGAUGCAAUUCGCAUGGUGGGCAUACGCAAAGUGGCGGGGGAGCACCUGGGUGUGACGUUCAAGGUGGAGGGUGGUGAGCUGAUAAUAGCCCGCAUCCUCCAUGGAGGGAUGAUCGAUCAGCAAGGACUGCUGCAUGUUGGAGAUAUCAUCAAAGAGGUGAAUGGACGAGAGGUGGGCCAGGAUGCCAGGGUGCUACAGGAGGAGCUGCAAGCAGCCAGUGGAAGUGUAGUUUUGAAGAUACUGCCCAGCUACCAUGAAGCCAUACCACCAAGACAGGUGUUCUUUAAGUGUCACUAUAGCUACGACCCAGCCAACGACAACCUGAUCCCCUGUAAGGAGGCAGGCUUAAGGUUUGAGACAGGAGACAUCCUGCAGAUAGUCAACCAGGAUGACAUCAACUGGUGGCAGGCCCGUCAUGUGGAAGGUGGUAGUGCAGGGCUGAUCCCCAGUCAGUUGCUGGAGGAGAAGAGAAAAGCAUUCGUCAAGAGAGAUGUGGAACUGGCGCCAGCAGGAAAUCUUUGUACUGGCGUUGGAGGGAAGAAGAAGAAGAAAAUGAUGUAUGUGACCACAAAAAAUGCAGAGUUUGACAGACAUGAGAUAUUGCUCUAUGAAGAGGUAGCCAAGGUUCCACCUUUCAAGAGGAAAACUCUGAUUUUGAUUGGUGCUCAAGGUGUGGGGCGGCGGAGACUGAAGAACAAGCUUCUACUGAGGGAUCCUUUACUCUUUGGCACCACCAUUCCAUACACCUCCAGAAAGCCCAAAAAAGAAGAUCGCGAGAAUCGAAUGUAUGCCUUCACCAGCCGCAGCAAGAUGGAGACUGACAUCAAGAACGGGCGCUACCUUGAACAUGGAGAGUACGAUGGCAACCUGUAUGGAAUCAAGAUCGACUCCAUACAUGAGGUGGUGGAGGCAGGACGCGUCUGCAUACUGGAUGCUAACCCUCAGUCUCUCAAGGUACUGAGGACCUCAGAGUUCUUGCCCUAUGUGGUGUUCCUUCAGUCUCCAGAGUUCGAGGUGCUCAAGGCCAUGAACCACUCAGCUGUAGAGGCAGGGGUGGUUCCUAAGACACUGACGGAUGAAGAGCUGCAAAGGACUUGCGAUGAGAGCACCAAAAUCCAGGCGGCCUACGAUCAUUACUUUGACCUCAGCAUAAUUAACGACAACCUGGACGAGACCUACCGCACCGUCAAGGCCGCCCUGGAAACGGUUUCUAAAAACCCCCAGUGGGUUCCUGUUACCUGGGUUUUCUAGAAAGAAUCUGUGGAGGGCAGAGGGGGGGGCUCAAAGGCACUAAAAAAUAUGCCACUGUGUAAAUAAUGGAAGUUCUUCUUUCAAUUUCCUAAAAUUUCCACAGACAUUGAAUGUGACCAUAGCAGUAGCUUAGCAUCAGAGACCUUUGUUCUUGCUAAAGCAGCUGUUUUGCAGAGAAGCUACAGGAUGUUGUCUUAACAGUGUGUGAAGAGGACACCCAUUAUUUGAACAGGAUCAUAUUUUACUGUGCAGGGAGGACAGGAAGGAGGGAAUAGAAAUUGUGUAAAAAUUAAAGUUGUGAAUGUCAGAAAUUCAAAAAUUUUACCUGGACACAUUAAGGACUAUUUGUGUGCGUGUGGGUGCGAGUGUGUAUGUGUGUCCCUGCAUGGAUUUUAGAGCAAAGACUUUUGUAUGUUUUUUAAAUGAUUUGUGCCAUUACUGAUGAUCAUCAGCAGACUGUCAUUGUUUACAUUUCAUCAUCGGAUAGACUGAUACACUCAAUCUCCAAGCUAUGAGGGCUAGUCAAAUUUAUUAGCAAAACCUGAUCUAUCCAUUAACUUACCAAACAUUUGACCUAAAAUGUUGAAAAUAAUGAUAAACACCCAUCAUGACUUAAAAGAGACCACACAGAUAUAAAACCGCCUGGCCGUCCAAAAAGGUCAAUUUACAAAAGCAUGAAAUGGAGAAAGAUCAGCGAUUUCUACAAUUGUCAUUUAUCGGUUUUAUUGAUGACUGAUGUUUUCAGCCUGAAGCAGAACUAAUCUAGCACACAUAAAUAAUCAUAAAACCAUCACAUGCAAUGCCUCUGGUUAAAGCACAAUAAUGCAGAAGCAACAGAUUCCUUCAUGUCAAAGAAGAUGAUACACUUUAUUAAUCCUAAGGGGAAAUUCCAUAUUUUUUCACUCUGUUGUCAUGUACAUGCAUUUGAGGCCUGUGUGCAUAUGACAACAGAGUGAAAACAUUGAAUUUCCCCUCAGGGAUUAAUAAAGCAUAAUCUUCUUCUCCUUCUUCUUCUUCUUCUUCUUCUCCUCCUUAAAUUUAAUUUUAAUAGAGAAUACUGUACUUGUCAAAGUAAGUGUGAUUGAGUGCCGCCAACGACAAGCAAACCUCACAGUCCAUCUGUUCUCUUUCUGUGUUCUCAGCGUAGGCUGCCUUUCUUAUCUUAUUCUUAUCUUUUACUUUAUUUUAUGUAGUUACACACACACUCAUUGGCACUCUAAGAAAACAAGCCGUUGUACAGGUAAUGAAAAGACAGAUAACCCUACAAUAUGCAAUAUAUAGAACUCAGUUGCCAUCUUGUAGUGAGAGAAAGAAAAAGCCACAUCUAGAAUCAUCUUGGGGUCCAAUGGAGAAUUGGUUGUAUGUAAGUUAUGUGAUCACGUCUAAAACCAGCCCACAGUGUAAGACCUAAAAACAUUAGCCAUAUUAGUGUGAAAGCCCACAGGGAAUCAUAAGCCUGCAAUAGGGCUGCGACAUAGACCCUUCAUUAUGCUGCCUUUGCUUUUUCUCACAGAAACAAACAUCAGCAGCAUCAUGCAACCCCAGUGUGUGAUUUUAGAUAGUAUGCCAGCAUUCCAGAAGCAAAAGAGGCGUGGCGUGUAACACAACAGUGUCUGUCUCUAGUGUGGCAUAUAACAUGCGUUGGGCAGGUCUUUCUAAAGCUCCUUCCUUACUGUUUUCCCAAUUUGCAGGCGUUUUUGGUUGCUAUUCUUCUUCCUUGAGUUAGCUGCAAGAUGCUGCUAGCUGCCUUUUAAAUCUCUCGGUGGUGGGUCGCACACUUAACAUGUAGUCAAAAUGGGACCCCCAUCCUGUCCUGCCAGCUGUCCCUCUUACACUGAUGUUGAUUUGGCGCUGUUACUACCUCUGCUGAUUGCUUAAAGGCAAGACAACUCUGUCCCCCCAUUAUGCAAACGAACCUUUUAUAUGGAAUGGUGAGGCAAAAUAAUGUUGUGACAUUCGCAGCUUGAACAGAUACUGUAAAAGGGGCUUUAGAGAGUUGUGACUGAUCAACACUAGCCCAGAUGGCUAAUGAGUUAGCGGUUAGCUCACCAGCAGUUCACCAGUUAGCCCUGGAGGUAUAGUCAAUAUGUCACCAAGCUUCUAGAGCCAAAUAUUUUGCAGAUUCAUUUUGCUGUACCCAUUUCUGGUGUGACCAGGCCAUAAUACGCAGAUGCUGCACCUCAUCAACAUCAUAAUAGGUUAAAAACUUCUUGAACAUAUGUAAAAGUGUAUAUCAUGAAAUAGAAAGUUUGCUCCUUAGGUAAUAGACUUCACAGUUUAUGUUAUUGGUGCUGGAACGGUUAGUCAGUUGCAUUCGGUAGGUUAUUGAGCAGCAAUCAAACAAUGUGUUGAAUCAAAACUAUCAGAUAUGGAACAAUUGAUGCUGAUGUAAUGUAGCAACUUAGAAGCUUAGAAUACCGAAACACACAAUCCCCCAGUGACCACCCCCCGUAUGUUUGAUAGAGGACACAUUAAAUAGUUUGAACCUCACUGACUUAUAAACACACUUACAGAAAACGUACAGAAGCCCUCUUUUAAUACAACAUUGUAUUUCAUAAGUAUGGUUCAUUCUGUUAAACACUCAUACUAUCAUUCCUAAUUAGCACUUUUUAUUUUCAAUUCACUGUUAGAAAUGAAACUUAUUGGUUGUAUUUAUGAACUAAGUUGUAAACAGUUUGUAGAUAGCAUGUAGAUAUAAUACAUAUAAUAGAUACUGAUUUAGUAGGUAUGAGAUUCUUGCCUAGUAUUUACAGUAUGUGACACUUUAGUGAUAACUUAAAGAAUGUCAUCAGUAAAAACAUGUAUACAGUUGCCUACGAGUGAACAACACAACAAAAAAGUGGCAGAAACCCCACAAACCUGAAGCACUCCAAAAUAAAAGUAUGAAAAUAUGAGGAAAAUUUAAAUUUCAACAAAUUUGUGGCAAUUUUUAUUUUCUUAAGCUUUUUAAAUGUGUUGUGCACUCUUGGACCCCUGUACAUGCAACACUGUACAUGGUGCCAACUGCAGAGAGCAGCUUGUUUGUACUAAGAUCUUAUAUUGUGGCAGCUACUGUACUGAAUACUUUUGAUGCACAAUGAAUUGUUUAGCAAUGAAUGAGAAAAAUAGAUGUUGAAUACAAAUACUGACAAUUGAGCGAUCCUCAAAUGAAAUUGAGCAAUUUUCAGACGUAUCAAGGAGGCAUUUUUAGUGGCUCAUUGUUUGUAAAAUGACAUUUAUAUUAAUGCUCUAGUUUUUCAAAAGUGGCUUAAAAACAGCAGAUAUUUGCCUGGCAGCUAUAUUUGGAUCUCUUGAGUGUUUGCUAUUAAGAUACAUGACAUUUGUCACUCUCUCGAGGACAUUCCAAAACCUCACUGUGUCCUUUUCUAUGAAAUCUCACAAAUGCAAUAAAAUCAUUUUUGUCACUGUAUCUUUACUUAAUGAUGUACACUUAAGUACAACUGUAACUCUAAAGUAAUAUGGGUUUACCAAUUUUUAUGCAGUUUCUAAAAAACAUGGCUCAAUGACAAUUCUCUGUUUGAAUCAAUGACAUAUAAAGUGGCUCUAAGUAUAAGUUUACUGUACAUUUGUAAACUCUAUACAGUAUGUACUAAAAAAAUACUUUUAAAGGGUUUCAUUUUUAAAAUCCUACAUAACAAGAGCAAACAGUUUGAGAUAAAAGUAAAAGUACCUUAAAGGGAUACUCCAGUGAUGUAAUAUUUUACUUCCAUAAAGUCAGGGAAAUCACAAGAGACAUAAACAAAACAGAAAGGUUAAAACUGAAGCAGCAGAGGCGGAGAUAUCCUGUUUUUAUUAUGGGUCAAGCUCCCAAACUCCUGAAUCCUACAUUUCCCAUAAGGCAACUCUGCAGCAUCUCUCCAUUUAAUUGUCUUGCCUGGUAAAUGUUUGUGACUUUCAAACUCUACUCCCAGAAUUUGUAACUAAAUUGGCCAUUAUACCUUUUUUUAAUCCUGAAGACAUCACUAUGACAUCCUCUGCAUUAUUCUCAUUGGUUUCAGAAAAAUCCCCUUACAGAAGAAAAAUACAGGGCAAGUAAUGCUGCCCAUGGUCUUCAUGUGUAAAAUCAGUGGAGUGCGCCUUUAAACUCAAUAGUCUUUUUCAAAUAAAAUCCUUGAACAAAAUCUCUACACUCACACAUGGCUCUAAAAAUGGAUAGUGAGUCAAGCUUGAACCUUGUAAUUUUGUUGUAGGACUGAUGAAUGUUCAUGCUUCUGUCUAUACUGAAUAAAGUAUUGAUUCUAAGUGAUUAUUGGGUCUGUGCUGUUUUUCUGUAGACAGAGAAUUAUUUUUCUCAUUGUGUUUACAAUUUUCAUAAGACACUCGAUUAGGAAUGUCCAAAUACCAGAAAUUUAGUAGUCGAUACCAAUACCAAUAUAUUUACAAUAUAUUUUAAAAAAGCAAAAUCAAAAGUCUAUCAAAAUAGAGUUUAUUUAUCAUAAGAAAUUCCAGAGGGAGGAUCCCUGAGAACCC
This is a messenger RNA of Epinephelus moara (kelp grouper), 6231 nucleotides long. Its product is annotated as MAGUK p55 subfamily member 2-like. The transcript is spliced from 14 exons. The coding region runs from base 100 to 1761 and encodes 553 amino acids. Gene Ontology annotation, molecular function: protein binding. NCBI's taxonomy places the organism in Eukaryota, Metazoa, Chordata, Actinopteri, Perciformes, Serranidae. Gene Ontology annotation, cellular component: plasma membrane; cell-cell junction. The record is from RefSeq and is a predicted model, not a curated record.